AUAGAAGCUUGUGAGGCCUAUAUUAUUUUAUGGCUGAAUUAUACCAUCACCAUGAGAGGAGUUUCUCCCCAAACCAAACCUUGACUUUCACAUGAUACAUACGCUGUCCAAUUUCGCUCCCCUUUCCUGGGAUUGUCCGUUGAAAUAAAUUUAAAUGGUUCCUAAGUUUGUUUCAAUAUCGGUACGAGGCGAUUAAAACUAUGGUUCCUUGCCGUGAAACCUAUGUUUUCUAUUGACACUACUAAUGAAUUAAUCUAGCUAGCAACCACGUAAAAGCCUCCGAAUGAAGAGAAGGCACGACGAAAAGUUGCACAAAGCACAUCCACUUCCCCUGACUCUUGUAUUCGCGGCAUGGCCUUGACCUUUGAUGAUCUGAGCUAUGGACAUUGAGAACCGGAAGUCAAAAACUAGUAGAAUUCGCGAGUGGUUUAAGAGAAAGAACAAGAGAGCCGACGCAUAUCAAUGGAAUGAAGUUUCAGAUGACAGUGAGGACGAUAGCCUGGAUGAUGACCUCGUUAGAUCGUUGGAGAUAGAUCCAUGCAUCUUUACCAAUGAAUUGAGAAUCUUUGUGGGUACAUGGAAUGUUGCCGGAAGAUCUCCUGUUGGAAGCUUAGCCGUAGAUGUGAAUGAAUGGCUAAAUCUCAGGGAUGCGGCUGAUAUGUAUGUUCUAGGGUUUCAAGAGAUUGUGCCUUUGAAAACCAAAAACGUGAUAGGAGUAGAAGACCCAACUGAAGCAACAAACUGGAACUUGCUCAUCGGAAAAACUCUGAACGACAAGUAUGGAUGCCCCUGGUUGACCCCCAUGUUGAAUCCAAUCUCAAGUGAAAACUAUCAUUUUGUUAGGUUCCCCGGUUUCGGAAGGAGGGCAAGUUUUAGCGGCCAUUCUGGAUUUACAGGGCCGGAGCUAUCAAAGGCACAGCAUGAAGGGGAGGCAUAUGGGGGCAGCAAAUAUAAGCUAAUGGCAAGCAAGAAGAUGGUUGGAGUGUUUAUAAGUGUAUGGAUGAAGAAGGAAUUUCUCACGAAGUACUGCAUUUCAGAUGUUAAGGUUUCUUCCGUGGCUUGUGGCAUCAUGGGAUACUUGGGGAAUAAAGGUUCAGUUUCAGUUAGUAUGUCUAUUGAAGGAACCAGCUUUUGCUUCAUUGCUGCUCACUUGGCUUCCGGCGAGAAGAGAGGUGAUGAAGGCAGGAGGAAUCACCAAGUCUCAGAGAUUUUCAGAAGAACUUCAUUCCCCCGUUCUUCUGAAGAUGAUGACAAUCCUCAUCCUAUCACCAUCCUAGGACACGAUCGUAUAUUCUGGUUCGGAGAUCUCAACUAUCGGCUGUACCAAGACAACAUUUUGGCCAAGGAAUUCAUAAAGAAGCAAGAUUGGAAAGCAUUGCAGGAAUUUGAUCAGCUCCGAAAGGAACUGGAAGAUGGAGGAGUGUUCGAAGGUUGGAGAGAAGGGAACAUAGAAUUCGCACCAACAUACAAAUACUCCUCGGCAAAUUGCAAUCGGUACACGGCUGGCCUGCCAGGCAGAUCAGGAGAGAAGCAAAGAACUCCAGCAUGGUGUGACAGAAUACUGUGGUAUGGAAAAGGAGUGAGGCAACUUUCCUAUUUUCGAAGUGAAAGCAAGUUCUCUGACCACCGGCCAGUUUCUGCACUCUUUUCUAUACCAAUAGAAGUCAUGAAGGUUACCAAUCCGAGAAAGGUUUUUCCUACAGGCACCUUUCUGCCCAUGCCUUCCGGGAAACUGGAGCCAAUCGAUAGCAAAGGAGGGGCCAGAUCUACCUUGCUAUCACUGAUUUCCAAGGAAUCAGUAAAGGGUAUAGGAUCAUUGCCAUAAAACAUGCAAAUACAAUAGCAAAAACAGAGGAAGUGCAAUUUUAGGCAAUGCUGCUUGCUAUGUUGCCACAGCUGGCUUUCUAGAGAAGCAUCAUUUUAAGUAAUUUUGACUCUUGUUCUUUAGAAAAGAAAAUUUUCACUUUGUAGGGUUUCAAAGUGCAAUUUUAAGUUAGAUUGAUGGAAAGUGAAAGUUGAUUAAUAACUACAUGAUUUGUUUCCUUCAAUAGAGUGUAAUAAUGGAUAACCAGAAACAGAGAAAGUGUAAUAGUUUGGCCAUUUUGACUGACAAAUUGAAAUAUAGCAUGUUACACACUGAGAAGGACCAGCAUGAAAUUUUAAAAGCAAAAAACAGUCGAGAACACUUUUCCACUUGGUCUGCCAUCAGGCGUCUUCAAUAGAACAUAGAGCAAUAGCUUCCUAGUAUGAUUGUGUCCAUAAAAAAUUCAAAAUAGUAACACAUGCUAAUAACCACAGUUUCCAAAUUUCAGUACAUAUUUCAUAUUCAUUGGAUGCAGCAAUAACAAGUAGAGUACUUACUAUCAAUUUGCCUCAUUUGCCUGAAGAACGCCACCCAGGACCUCAACAUUAUCUGCACGACAAAGGGGACAUACGCAUCUCUUUUGCAACUGCUCACCAAGGGAAGCAUAAUUCUGUUCCAACUCAGAAGCCUGCUUGUUUCUAGUCAAAGAUACUUAAAAUUUUGUACAUAUGCAUCAUAUGUUUUACUAUAACUGUGCCUGCAAAGCGUUGCAAUCCAUUUUUACUUUGUAUACAAAAAGUUUUAGCUGUUCUUUUU
This is a messenger RNA of Populus trichocarpa (black cottonwood), 2620 nucleotides long. Its product is annotated as type IV inositol polyphosphate 5-phosphatase 7. Bases 380 to 1825 code for a protein of 481 amino acids. The record is from RefSeq and is a predicted model, not a curated record. Gene Ontology annotation, biological process: phosphatidylinositol dephosphorylation. The transcript has 7 exons. Lineage: Eukaryota; Viridiplantae; Streptophyta; Magnoliopsida; Malpighiales; Salicaceae. Gene Ontology annotation, molecular function: phosphatidylinositol-3,4,5-trisphosphate 5-phosphatase activity; phosphatidylinositol-4,5-bisphosphate 5-phosphatase activity; inositol-polyphosphate 5-phosphatase activity.